Messenger RNA from Debaryomyces hansenii CBS767, 4311 nucleotides. It is a transcript of the gene ECM17, whose product is annotated as sulfite reductase (NADPH) subunit beta. Bases 1 to 4311 code for a protein of 1436 amino acids. The record is from RefSeq and is a predicted model, not a curated record. Gene Ontology annotation, molecular function: iron-sulfur cluster binding; heme binding; FMN binding. Gene Ontology annotation, biological process: sulfate assimilation. The transcript is spliced from 2 exons. Gene Ontology annotation, cellular component: sulfite reductase complex (NADPH). Lineage: Eukaryota; Fungi; Ascomycota; Pichiomycetes; Serinales; Debaryomycetaceae.
AUGGGAAGUCAAAUAGAGGCCAUCUCCAAUAUUGUCAAGAAUAUUGAAGGUUCAGUAUUUGUGACUCAACCAGCUAAGUCUGUUGAAUCGUCUUUUUCGAAGUAUUUACCAAAUGCAAAUACUUUGAUAGACUCCAACGAUCCAUAUAGUGUCAUAAAUAACUAUGCGGAGCAUAGGACAGAAGGGGAAGAACAGGAUGAUGAAAUAAUCACCGUUAUCACCAACGGCUCUACUAUUUUCAGAAACUUGCCAUUUUUGUCGUCAACAGCUUUCAAGACAAGUAAGAUUGUAUCACAUGUUGAAUUAGUGAAUUUUGAUUUUUCGAUUGUUUCUACAUUGAGAGACUUGAACGUUCCUGUUUUGGUAUCACAGUCUACAAACGAGUCUGUUGUGUUUUCUAAAUUGAGUUACAAUUUAAGUCAAAGAUUUGGUCAACCAGUUUUCCAUUUCUUUGCACCUUCUAACUAUCGUUCUGCUUUAAGCGAAAAGGUAGAUGGUAAGAUAAUCAUUGAUGAUUUAUCUAAGUAUGAGUUCAAUGAUCUUUUAUCCAAGUUUGGUGUAUCUCCUUUUGAAGUUGUUACAGGUAGUUCCAAGGCCCAGCAUUCUAUUGUUUAUUUCGGUCAAUUAAAUGAUGAACUUAUCAGUGCUGCUAAGAACGAGAAUGUCGUAUUAGUUUCAAUUAAAGUUUAUAAGCCUUUCGACUUGCAAAAGUUAUUGACUAUAAUACCAUCAUCGGUUGAAACGAUUACAUUCGUUUCCCAGACCACCUCCCCAUCAACGUCGUUUGCUCCUUUAUUAUUAGAUUUCUUCCAAGAGUAUUCCAAGUAUCAAACUUUGAAGAAUUUCACAAAAGUGGCUGCUGCAUUCUUUGGCUACAUAAAGUCGGAAAAAUAUUCAGAAAUUAUUGGUAACCUUUUAUCGAACAUAAAAUCUGAAUCUCCUGUUCAAAACUUGUCAUUCGGUAAAACAAAUACGGAAUUGGCCACUAAGGCUAGUAAGGAAAGACAUGGUGAAUCUCUUAAGGCUAUCACCAAUGUCCAUAAUUUGGAACAAGCUUAUUUAAAGAUUUUACAACAAGUCAACACUGAUAGUUUGAACAUUUUGAAUGAGUUUAAUGCCGAUAAUAUCGGCGUCGAAACUAAUCCUGAAUAUGGUUAUGGUGCGUACUUAAACUUCGAAGAACAACAAAAGCAAUUGACAGAUUUGGUUUAUGCAGCUAUUCAAGAUAAUUUAUUUAAAUCAAUUGACAACGAAAAAUUGAUUGACAAUUUAUCUAAGUGGUUAAUUAACGUGAGAGAAAACAUUGAAACUACCAGUAACUCAGUAUUAGAGACUAUAAAAUUAUUAGAAACAGACACGAAUUCUUCUAAUGCAGCCAAGAUUCUAGACUUGAAGGAAUAUUUCAAAGUGAACAAAAACUGGUUGAUAGGUUCGGACGCAUGGUCGUACGAUUUAGGGUCAUCAGGUGUCCACAAUUUAAUCACAUCGAAUAAAAACAUUAAUAUGUUAAUUAUCGAUUCUGAGCCAUACGAAGAUAAAUCAAAUGAUAAAACUGUUAAUGGAUUCCGUAAGAAAGAUGUUGGUUUAUAUGCAAUGAACUAUGGUGGGUGUUAUGUUGCAUCUGUCGCAAUUUAUUCUUCUUAUACCCAAGUAUUGCAAGCUUUUAUAGAGGCUGAAAAAUUCAAUGGUCCUGCUAUUGUUCUUGCUUAUUUACCAUACCAUAAUGAAUUUGAUAAUACUUUAUCAAUUUUAAAGGAAACUAAGCUUGCAGUAGAUAGUGGAUACUGGCCAUUAUACAGAUACGACCCAACUAUCGAAGAUGAAUCAAAAUCAUUUAUAUUAGAUUCCUCGAACUUAAGAAAUCAAUUGAAGAAUUUCUUGGAUCGUGAAAAUAAAUUGACUUUAUUAGCCAAGAAAGAUCCUUUGUUGUCUAGAAACUUGACUAGUAAUGCCACUACUGAAAUUAAGGCUAAGCAACUCCAGGCUGCUAAUGACUCCUAUAGUAAGUUAUUGCAAGGAUUGUCUGGUCCUCCUUUAACUGUUGCUUUCGCAUCCGAUGGGGGUAAUGCAGAAGCAGUUGCCAAAAAGAUCAAUAGACAAGCUCUUGGAAGAGGAUUGAAAUCAAUUGUUUUAGCAAUGGAUGAUAUAUCAAUGGAAGAUUUACCAAAUGAGACAAAUAUUGUAUUUAUUGCUUCUACUUCGGGACAAGGUGAAUUCCCAACUAACGGUAAACAAUUUUGGGACGGUUUAAAGAAUUCUAACGAUAUCGACUUGUCAACCAUCAAAUUCUCUGUUUUUGGUUUAGGUGAUUCUGAAUACUGGCCAAGAAAAGAAGACAAGCAUUAUUACAACAAGCCAAGUAAAGAUUUAUUCAAUAAGUUGAAGUUCUACGGUGGUGUUGAAUUAAUCGAUAUUGGUUUAGGUGAUGAUCAGGAUGCAGAUGGAUUCAAUACUGGUUUGAAUGAAUGGGAACCAAAAUUAUGGAAAGCUUUAGGGGUGGAUAAUGUUGAAGGUGUUGAAGAACCAAAGCCUUUGACUAAUGAGGAUAUGAAAAUUCAAUCUGAUUACUUAAGAGGUACUAUUGUUGAAGGUUUGAACGAUCAAUCUACGGGAGCUAUAAGUGCUGUUGACCAACAAUUAACUAAGUUCCAUGGUAUUUAUAUGCAAGACGAUCGUGAUAUCAGAGAUGACCGUAAGAGUAAAGGUAUGGAACCAGCAUAUGCCUUUAUGGUUAGAGUUAGAUUACCAGGUGGUAUCGCUACUCCAUCUCAAUACUUGAGGAUGGAUGAGUUAUCGAAUGAAAGAGGUAAUGGUACUUUAAAAUUAACUACGAGAGCUACCUUUCAACUUCAUGGUGUUGUUAAACAUGACUUGAAGCCGGCUAUUAGGGGUAUGAAUGCAGCAUUAAUGGAUACGUUGGCGGCUUGUGGUGAUGUCAACAGAAAUGUCAUGGUUUCUGCUUUACCUCAUAAUGCAAAGGUUCAUUCUCAAAUUUCCAAAACUGGUGCAUUAAUAUCCGAGUAUUUAUUGCCUCAAACUACGGCUUAUCAUGAAAUUUGGUUACAAGGUGAAGAUGAAGGCGAUAAGGCAGGAGCAUCGAAGAACUGGGAAAACCGUAAGGAAGGACCAAAGAAGGAAAAGACUUUAGUCGCAGGUAAUGCAUUGACUGAUUUCGAACCUAUGUACGGUCCAACUUAUUUACCAAGAAAGUUUAAGGUUGUUAUUACUGUUCCGCCAUAUAAUGAUGUCGAUGUCUAUGCCCAUGAUAUCGGUUUGAUUGCUAUCGUCGAGGGCGACGAAGUUAUUGGCUACAAUGUUUUAGCUGGUGGUGGUAUGGGUUCUACUCAUAAUAAUAAGAAGACUUAUCCAAGAACUGGAUCUAUGUUUGGUUACAUUGCAAAGGAUCAGAUUCACAUUGCAUGUGAAAAGAUCAUGUUAGUUCAAAGAGAUUUUGGUGAUAGAACAAAUAGAAAGCAUGCUAGAUUGAAGUAUACUAUUGAUGAUUUGGGUGUAGAGGUCUUCAAGGGUAAGGUGGAAGAGUUAUUAGGUUUCAAAUUUGAAAAAGCUAAACCAUUUGAAAUAAAAUCCAAUGUCGAUUAUUUCGGAUGGUGUAAGGAUGAAACUGGUGCUAAUCAUUUUACUGCUUUUAUUGAAAAUGGUAGAAUUGAAGACACACCUGAAUUACCACAAAAGACCGGUUUGAGUAAAAUCGCAGAAUACUUGUUACAAAACGAAAGACCCGGUGAAUUUAGAUUGACAGGUAACCAGCAUAUUUUGAUUUCUAACAUAAACGAUGAUGAUUUGGAUACUGUAAAAUCAUUGUUAGCUCAAUACAAGUUGGAUAACACAGAUUUCUCUGGUUUAAGGUUGUCUUCUGCAGCUUGUGUUGCAUUCCCAACUUGUGGUUUAGCUAUGGCAGAAUCAGAACGUUAUUUACCUGAAUUAAUUACAAAGUUAGAGGAAGCUUUAGAAGAUUAUGGUUUAAGACACGAUUCGGUUGUUAUGAGAAUGACCGGUUGUCCAAAUGGUUGUGCAAGACCAUGGGUUGCAGAAGUCGCAUUAGUCGGUAAAGCAUUUGGUGCGUAUAACUUAAUGUUGGGUGGUGGUCACCAUGGUGAAAGAUUAAAUAAGAUUUACAGAUAUUCCAUAAAGGAAGAUGAAAUUUUAAGUAUCCUUAAACCAUUGUUCAAGAGAUGGAGUUUAGAAAGAAAUGAAGGAGAACCAUUCGGUGAUUUCUGUAUUAGAAUUGGUAUUAUUAAGCCAACUACUGAAGGUAAAUUCUUCCAUGAUGAUCUUCCUGAAGAUGCUUAG